AUGUCAUAUUCUAACAACUAUUCUUGGGGUACUCAAAAUAGUAAUUCAAAUAAUAAAAAACAAGAUGCUCCAUUAAAUGUUAAAAAUUGGCAACAAUUAGGAGCUGGUAAUCAGGUUUCAUGGAAUCAACAGCAUGUACCAUUGGCACCACAAUCUGUAUAUCCAGAGCAACAGCAAAAUUGGAAUAACAAUUACUAUCAAAAACCACCACCAUCUCAUUCAUCACAGAUGAAUUAUAAUGCAGAAAAAAAUUACUCGUGGAACCACCCUGUACAACAAUCUGAAUCCUAUCAAAAUCAACAAAAUCCUCAACAAUACCAGGUUCAACCAGGAAUUUCGCAGCAGUACUCAUUUAAUAACUCAGUAAAUGUAUCCAAUCCACCCUAUUACAAUAUAGAGCAACAAAUGAAUUAUCAACAAGGAAAUGUUAACUCUCCUGAUCCAUGGAAUUGGGGCUGGGAUGAAUCGAGUAAUAAUUCACCAGCGACUUCAGCCAAUAAUAAUAUUUCGAAUGAUUCUAGGAAUAAGUGGAACACUAGUGAAAAUGUUCAAGAAACAUUCAAUCCUAUUCAAAACUAUUUUCAGCAAGGAAGUAAUUUUACUCAAAUGAUGCCGCCUGAACAAGAAAUGAAUUUAAAUACUGUAGAAAAUUAUAGAAAUGAACCCCUUUUACAGCAGAAUAUAGCUUCCGCACCAGUAGAAGUUCAGCAAGAUUUUUAUGAAAACGAUGAAAAGUUGAGUUUUAAUACAGAAAAAAAUAACGAAAUUUUAAAUGUUAAGCAAGAUGUAAAAAAUGAAUUUUUAAAUAAUCCAAUGUCUCCCGGAAAUAUGAAUAAUUUAAAUUUCCGCGAAGGCGAAAUGAAUUCUAACUUUGACAUAAAAUCCGAAGAAACUCAGUCAUUUUGUAGUAAUAAUAGUUUGUCUAAUAAUAGCGAAUUAAAAACCGAAAGAUUAUCACCUGAUUCCUGCAAAACUCCCUUAACCACCCAAGCACUGAGAGAUUUUUGCAAUGAAAAAUAUGAAAACGGACCAAUGGACUCAAAAUUAUUUAGAAAUUCCGAAGCACUAACACCGCAGUGGUCGGUAGAGAGUCAAGUUAGUCAAGACACCGCUUCGGAUGACAUAUCAUCAUCAUUGCAGGAAGGUUGCGCAAGUGAUCUCUCUGCUUGGGAUUCCACUUCCGGUCAUCAUCAAACUAAUGACAAUACAAUGGAUAAUAGUGUUAAUAAUUCUCCUGGUAGUACUUUUCAAAACAAAGAUGUCAGUACCAUUAAACAACCUCAAGUACCUCAAAAUCAAGAAGGCUCUCACAUGGGGGGAAAUAGUUUUUUUGUAAAAACAGAAGAAAAUUUUAUUGCUGAAGAAAGACCUAAUCAACAAGUAAUAGUAAGCGAUAGUUUACCGCCAACCACUACGAUUCCGAGGACCACAGAUGAAUCUGGAAAAAAUCCGUAUGCGUUAAAGAAAAAAUUUUCUCAUAAAGGAUCCAAUCUAAAUAAUAAUUUCAAUAGCAGCGAACCUACAAAUUUAGUCAAACAAAUGGAUGCUUGCACAUUAUCGAGCGAUAAUUCAGUAAAUUCAAGUUUUUCUGGAAAUGGAUCAGUAAACGAUCGAAAAAAUGAUUCAAACGUUUCGUAUCAGCCAGAUCAGCAUAUCGCUAAACGAGAUGAUGUAGGCGAUGAAACAGUGAAUCAAGAAACGAUACCAGAUAAUGAAGAACGACCAGAUGUCGAAGAACAUAAAAAACCAGGUUUUAAACCUGUUGUGAAAUAUCCCCCGAAAAAUUCUAAGACGUCAUCAUUAUCAAGAUCACAUAAACCUUUGCCCGUCGGAUCGGAUAAUCAAGAAAUGACUUCCCGACCUGAUCGAAACCAAUAUUUGGAAACAGGACAACUCGAAGAUCAAUUACAGACAGAUUAUACUUACAAUGACAUUGAAUUGGCUUCUGAGUCUAUGCCUCCGCCAGGAUUGUCUCGACACGUACCUGAAUCCAACAUUGAAAAUAAUCCUCAAAAUAAUGCCUUAAAUAUAUCUUCGCCUCCUCCAGGAUUAGAUCGAAUGGUUUUAGGUCAAAUCACGGAAAACGAAUCACAAGUGGCUUCUGAAUCUAAUUCCCGACGUGCGAAUCAAAAUACACCUCCUCCCGGACUUCAUCGUAUGGUUCCCGGACAAUUAAACGACGAUCAAGAACAAUGUUCCAUCGAAGAAUCGUCGAAUGUUUUACCUAAUAAUUCGAGGCGAAGCGAUGUUCCGCCUCCGGGACUCCGUAGAAUGAUUCCAGGAGAAUCCAGUAGUCCCGAAUCUCAAAAUAAUAUUCAAAUGUCGAUGGAACCGAGAGUUCAAAGAGUGGUAACGGGAGUUGCCAAAGAUGAAAUUAGUAUUAAUCCGAUUCAGACCAACAUGCCCUCGUCGUCGCCUACUCCAGAGAGUGAGAAUCCGUGA
Molecule: messenger RNA, 2442 nt
Organism: Pediculus humanus corporis (human body louse)
Lineage: Eukaryota; Metazoa; Arthropoda; Insecta; Psocodea; Pediculidae
Exons: 6
Coding region: 1-2442 (813 amino acids)
Source: RefSeq, a predicted model, not a curated record